AUGUCCAAGACAUUUUCCAAGAGCGACGUCGCGUCGCAUAACAAAGGCGAUUCUCUAUGGAUCGUUGUCGAUGACGAUGUCUACGACCUAACUAAAUUUCAAGAUGAUCACCCUGGUGGGAAGAAGAUCCUAACCCGAGUUGCUGGAAAGGACGCGUCCAAGCAAUUUUGGAAAUAUCAUAAUGAGGGUAUUCUCAAGAAGUACAAGCCAUCACUCCAAAUCGGCUCGUUAGAUACCAAGCCCAAGUCCGAACCAACACCAGAGCCUUCCAAGACCUACGCUGCUCCUCAGCCGACGAAGGAGACUAAGAAAGCCGUUGUUCCCUCUACUGCGCAACAAGAGACUGAGGCGCUGGAACCAUUCGGUGCUCUUAUUCCAUUUGCGGAUCCCAGUUGGUACCAGGGUUUCCACUCUCCUUAUUUCAACGAAUCCCACGUCGCUCUCCGAGCCGAAAUUCGCGAAUGGGUCGAACGCGAUAUCGAGCCGAAUGUUACAGAAUGGGACGAAAAGAAAGAGGUUCCACGCGAGAUCUUCCUCGAGGCAGGUCGUCGUGGUUAUCUUGCUGGCCUGCUAGGUGUACAUUACCCUAAAGAGUACACGAAAAAUACUGUGAAGUCGGUAGCACCGGAACAAUGGGAUCUGUUCCAUGAAUUGGUCGUCACUGAUGAACUAUCACGUGUCGGAUCUGGCGGCUUCGUCUGGAACAUUCUCGGUGGCUUCGGUAUUGGUUGCCCGCCACUCGUCAAGUUCGGCAAGAAGGCCCUGAAAGACCGCAUUCUACCUGGACUUCUUACGGGAGAGAAGCGGAUUUGCUUAGCAAUUACGGAACCCGACGCGGGAAGUGAUGUUGCUAACCUAACUUGCGAAGCCAAACUGAGCGAAGACGGAAAACAUUACAUUGUUAACGGUGAAAAGAAAUGGAUUACGAAUGGUAUCUGGUGUGAUUACUUCACUGUCGCCGUACGGACAGGUGGCGAGGGUAUGACCGGUGUCUCCUUACUCCUUAUCGAGCGUGACUUCGGUGGUGUAAGCACAAGACGGAUGGACUGCCAGGGUGUAUGGUCGUCUGGUACUACGUACAUCACUUUCGAAGAUGUUAAGGUGCCUGUUGAGAACCUCAUUGGCAAGGAGAACCAGGGUUUCAAGGUCAUUAUGACCAACUUCAACCACGAACGUAUGGGUAUCAUCAUCCAAUGCCUGCGCUUCUCCCGUGUCUGCUACGAGGAAUCCGUCAAAUACGCGAACAAGCGACGAACGUUUGGCAAGAAGUUGAUCGAGCACCCUGUGAUCCGCAUGAAGCUAGCGCAUAUGGCGAGGCAGAUCGAGGCCUCUUACAAUUGGCUAGAGAACCUUAUCUAUCAAUGCCAGAAGAUGGGCGAGACAGAGGCUAUGCUCAGACUCGGUGGACCUAUCGCUGGUCUCAAGGCCCAGAGCACGCUCACCUUUGAGUUCUGUGCGCGCGAGGCCAGCCAAAUUUUUGGUGGUCUGAGUUACUCGCGAGGUGGCCAAGGCGGCAAGGUCGAGCGAUUGUACCGCGACGUACGCGCGUACGCUAUUCCUGGUGGUAGCGAAGAGAUUAUGCUUGACCUCAGCAUGAGACAGAGCUUAAGAGUCGCUAAGAUGUCGGGUAUGAAACUGUAA
Molecule: messenger RNA, 1641 nt
Organism: Daldinia childiae
Lineage: Eukaryota; Fungi; Ascomycota; Sordariomycetes; Xylariales; Hypoxylaceae
Product: Acyl-CoA dehydrogenase
Exons: 4
Coding region: 1-1641 (546 amino acids)
Molecular function (GO): oxidoreductase activity, acting on the CH-CH group of donors; flavin adenine dinucleotide binding
Source: RefSeq, a predicted model, not a curated record